GCAGCAUUCUCGCAUUUGCUAUAUCACAAUAAAUCUAGAUCUAGAUCUCUCUGUCUGGAGUGUGUCUAAAUACUAAGGAAAUGACUAACAAAUGUUUGUAAGUUUUCUUUUAGUCGUCAUAGUAGUCUGUCACCAUGCACUGCCAGAGUGUCCAGUCGGUUGGUUUGGUUCACUGUGUAACAAAAUCUGUCGCUGUGAGAACCUGGAGUGUGAGACUGACGGAGAAUGUAAGACCAAGAGAUGUCUGCCUGGUUUCUUCGGGAAACAGUGUCAGUACGUUGAUUCGAUAAUGUCAGCCGAAGUUAGCCAAGAGGAGCUGAAGUCCAGAAAUGCAACCAAAUGUCAGACCAGUUUUAUCGCGCUGAGUCCACUAGUUAUAAAAUUCAAUUCAGAAACAAGAAUUUCAGGGAUCCAAAUAGAAGGCUUUGCAGAAGAGGACCUGCUUGGACUAGCACUUACGUUUGUCCAGACGCCAAACAAGUCGUGCUACAAGGGUCCCUGUCAGAGGAGGCGCGACAUUUACCUCGACCCCAACACACUGGUCAUCAACUGUGACAUUGGCAAUUACGUGUGUCAGCUCAACAUUACCUUCGAGGAGACCAAGAUAGAGAGAAGAUUGUGCGCUGUUUAUGUUCGAGGAGGACGAAAUUUGGCUUUAAAGCAAGUAACAACAAUGUCAACUAGUACCGUCAACGAAACAGGAAUGGUCAGUGAUGGUUCACUGGCCGUGGAUGGGAGGCUAGAUGAGUGUGCUGCUACCAGGGACGAUGAUCCGUAUCCAACGUUGAUAUUACACUUUUAUUCUUCAGUGGUAUUAAGUGAGAUUGUGAUUUAUUUUAGGCCGUCAAAAGAGAGCCAGAUAUUUCUUCUUCAACUGCAUGCUGAUGAGAAUGAUACGAUUAUGGAGUACAGAGGUGAAGUUCAUCCGAGAGUGUCUCUAGUGCCAACACCUGAUAGAUUCAUACGAAUUCUAGAACUCUCUUUGCAACAUGCGAACGCCCAGAUGACAGUCUGUGAACUAGAAGCAUAUGGAGAAUGCGCGCCACCCAUGUUCGGACCUGACUGUACAGACAUCUGCAGUCUGGAAUGCAAAAACUACACCUGUUCUUACGAAGGGUACUGUCGUUACUGUAAAAACCAGACCAAAGCGCUACACUGCGUGGAUUGUCUGAAAGGAUGUGGAGCUCGUGACAAGAUCAAAACGGAAACCACUGAUUACGUCAUUUCUGGUUUGCGUGUAAGCCCGGUCCUCUCCUAUAUUAUGAUAAUCAUCUUCAUUUGUGUGCUAAUUAUGGCCACUACUGAUGGUGUAAGAGGUUUCCUGGCUAGAAAAAACACUCUGGUGCAGAAGUAUACGAAAGAAGUGGAGAAAAAGAAGCCUGCCAAAAGACGCAAUACCUGGACAAAGAAGGAUUCUAUCAGACGCUUGACAUUCCAAGCACCAUCUACAGAACAGAUUGGAGAUUUCUUACUGCUGCAGUCUAUUAAUAGUUUUCCCUCGACAGAAAGCCUACCUAGUGAAACCUCCAUCUAGAAACCUGUCUAGUUAAGCCUGAGAGACACUUAACUAUUAAGGCAUAUGUCCUUACUUUUAACCCUUUUUAUAAGUUAGCUCAUUACACAAUUUGACAUGUAACCGAACGCCUUUAUGUUUAGCUUGGGCAAGACAAUAAAAAGUUGGC
This is a messenger RNA of Biomphalaria glabrata, 1682 nucleotides long. RefSeq lists its product as uncharacterized. The coding region runs from base 92 to 1534 and encodes 480 amino acids. The transcript has 8 exons. NCBI's taxonomy places the organism in Eukaryota, Metazoa, Mollusca, Gastropoda, Planorbidae. The record is from RefSeq and is a predicted model, not a curated record.